Meira miltonrushii is the source of this 2367-nucleotide messenger RNA. RefSeq lists its product as uncharacterized. The coding region runs from base 1 to 2367 and encodes 788 amino acids. The transcript has a single exon. The record is from RefSeq and is a predicted model, not a curated record. Lineage: Eukaryota; Fungi; Basidiomycota; Exobasidiomycetes; Exobasidiales; Brachybasidiaceae.
AUGUCUUUAUCACAAAGACGGAUAUCACACUUGCAUAAUUUGCCACAACCUCAAAUGAUCAAUUCACAGACCCGGAUGAAAAGACUUCCUCUGCGGAAGUCACCUUUUCAUGUUCGAGAUCAAAGUACAGUAUCUUUCGGAUUAUUACCGGCUAAUCUACCAGAUGCACCUUUGACCGCAAGAGCAAAUGACACAACCAAGAACCCUGUCAGUAUUGGUCUUACGGUUGGAUGUACAUUAUUGUUGAUCAUGAUCGUCUCUCUUUUGACAAUUUUGUUCUGUGUUUGGCACAGGAAGAAGUCUUUACGUUCCAAAGCUUUGGAUUGUAGAAAAAGUCCGUGGACACAACGAUAUCGUGAUGGCACAAGGAAUGGAAUUCCAAGACCAGAAUUGCACAUGACGAGAAUUAUGGAAGAGAAAAAUACACAAGAAGGAUACUUUGAUCAACAAAAGAAUACGUACACCAUCUACAAAGAUACACCAUUACUAGAAGAACAUGACAGCUAUUCGAAAGAAUCCGAUAUCGAUCCAUCUUUUCAAAAUGAACAAAGGCUGGCAAAGCAAGGAAAAGCGCAAAUUGAAUCAUCAUACCUCAACGCGUCCACGACAAAAAGACGAACAAAGUUGCCGGAUGUAUGGUGUUCGCCUGUCUUGCCAAUGCCUAAUUCCGCUCGCAUGUCACCAAGGGUUCGCAAUUCCGUCUUUCAAAAUCCAUAUGGACAUAUAGAUGUGAUCAGAGGAUCUCUAAUGAAAGGAUUAAAUAGCGAAGACAGUUCAGCAACGAUGAUCGGACUUGGCUUGAUGGUGGAAGCUGAUACGGCAUAUGAUUAUACAAUCGUUGAUGAUCCUUCGCCAGUAGAAAAGACUGGCGAAUUGUGGGAUCCAGUGAAAGGUAGCCUUCAUGCUGAUUUGAUUUGCUCGGCCGACAAGUAUGCCGCUCUAAUGCCGAAAGGCUCCCUCCUACGUCAGCCUGAACGGAAGAAGACGGAAAGUCUUGGAGUCAUGAGCCGUAGUCCAAGUGAUACAAGCAUAUAUACAGCAGUGAGCUUGGCAACUUUAGUGGUGGAAGAAAAUAUGAUCCCAGCAACGUUGUCCAAAGACGAUGAUGAAAAGAAAGGAGAGUCCGAAAUAUUCAACAUUGUUCAACGUGACUUUAGGGAAUCAAAAGUGCCAAGCUCAAGACAAAAAGCUCCCAAAAAGAGCAAGACUAUAUCCUCAUUCCGUGGCGAACGCAAAUCUAGGACAUCCUCUUCACGAUUGUUAGAUGAAAUAUUUGACGAACAAACGGAUGCUAGAGUGACAAGAACUUUUACUGCUGCAAUGCGAAUGAUGAAAAAGAACUUAAAGGCAAGGAAGCCUCCAACGCAAUCCAAGAAGGAGAGUGUUGCGACUAUGGAGGAUGAAAGACCAGUCUCCUUGCGGUCUUUAGCUAGACGAUCAGAGGUACGAAGAAGAACAAAGAUGCAGUCUGAUCGAACUUCUGCUUUACUGUCACAUGCAAUCUCACCUUAUGUUGAGAAGCAGCACCCGAACGUCGUUUCGGACCAGCAAGUCAAUCACUCAAAGCAGAACAGCAAUGACUCAAUUGAAUCUGCAUGCUCUUCGUUACGCCAAGGUCGCAUAAGCACAAUGGAAUACCACCUACCUUCACGAUUAUCAGCAAGCGGGGCAAAGGUAUUUACUCUUUCCCCUCAAAAGAUGGUCAGUAUCAAUCAUUCGGACAUGGCAUUGCCAACCACGCCCCAAAACAAGCAGCCUUACAACAGAGACGUGAAACCACUCGUGAGAAAGCGCACGAUUCGAACGAUUGACCAAGACAAGCUCAUUUGUAUUUCAGACUCAAAAGGGCGAGGAUCGGUGUUAUUGACCGCAAAAGCAGUUCAUCGAAAGUCCCGUUCGCUUGACUCGUGCUUGAGUAGUGCAAUUUUAGGCUACCUUCAUACACCUACAUCUGUCAAAGUGCCGUCAAGAUCAAAUACGGGACCAUACGUUCCACCUGUGAUGCUUGAAACAAAAAGAGGAAGAUCUAACACAGAUUUGACAAUCGGUACCGCUUGCAAUACAACUCCACUUCGUAUUCGUAAAACUGCCAAUUCACUCUUGUUCGCAAAAGUAAAACAUAAACGUGUAUCUCAAUUGAUUCAAACCCACGGCGGCAGUUUGAAGAAGAUGCAAUACAACAAUCGAGAAAGUCAAUAUAGCACAGAUGGAGAAUAUGCAAGUCCAACGAUGCAAGUUGUUGCUCUUUAUGACGAAUAUUCAAGUGAUGAAGAAGAUGAUAAUAUGAGCAUAACAACAUCCGAACAAAGUCAUUUUCCAAACCAAUUCCAUCGUCGAAGCAGAAGUCAAGAAUUCUUCCUUUCGUGA